Messenger RNA from Guyanagaster necrorhizus, 1650 nucleotides. RefSeq lists its product as uncharacterized. Lineage: Eukaryota; Fungi; Basidiomycota; Agaricomycetes; Agaricales; Physalacriaceae. The transcript has 7 exons. The record is from RefSeq and is a predicted model, not a curated record. Bases 1 to 1650 code for a protein of 549 amino acids.
AUGGUCGAAGCAUCACCUCAACGCAUCGUUCCAGGUGCUCCUCCACCACCUCCACUGACAAAAUCCCAGAUCAAAAAAAAACGAAAGGCUAAGGCCAAGGCCAACGAAUCUAACCCGAAUUCCCCUGUCGCUACUCCUGAACCUAAUACUGUCGUUGAGCAAGAGGGGGAAAAUGUUGAUGUACAGAACGGCGCAGGUGUGCAAGAGGCAAUAGUUCAGGAGGAGGCACCAGUUGCAGCGGCUGAGCCUGAGCCUGAGGUACCCCUCAAGACAAGCCCCAUCGUAGAGCUCAUCAAUAAACGUCUCAAAGCUGCCAACAAAAAAAUUUUGCGGAUAUCAUCGUACGCUACAACGGACCCCGAAAAGCUGAACGAUGAUCAGAAGCGUAUUUUGAAGACGCUUCCGACAUUGGAAGCCAUCCAGAAAGAACUAGCCGAUGUCAAGAAGGCAGUCGAGGUACACGAGUCUGAGCUGGCCGUAGAAAUAGUGCAAAAAGUGGCAGAAGCCAAGAAAAUACAGGAGAUACGGGUCAAUCAGGCCAUUACUACGACUGAGCAAGAAAUGACAUUAAAAACGUCCCAAAUCCUUCUCUUCCUUCGUUUCCGGUCACUUUUGGCGUCUGGCGAUCUCCCUCUGCAAUUGAGUCAAGAAGAACUAAACCUUGUGUUCUCGGCAUGCGAUGUUCUAAUGGGAGAAGAUGGAGAGUCGAGGAAUGUUGUAGUGAACGGCCUGUUGACAGGCUCGGGCGAGUAUGAAGGAACCUCUUGUACGCGCUUUAUUACCUUGGUCGAUCUCCGGACUAAUGUCACAUCAGAUUCACAUUUGCUGGAGAUCGCGAACAAUGGCCUGCAUCCCCGCCCACUCACGCCCGCCCCAGAAGAACCUGAGGCGAACGCCCAGGACCGUCCUGACUCCCCCGCUUCUACAGCUACUGAACCUGUUCCUGUUUCUGGUAUUUCUGCUCUGCCAGCAUCUUCAAGUAGUUUCCAUUUCAUGCAGGCCAGUGAACUUGAGUCGCCAUCCUUUGAAAGUAGUGCAGAGUGGGUUGAACGGGCCGACGCCAUCGAGCCUAUCGCUGAGGAACCAAUUCAAAGUGUGGUUCCUGAGCCCGUCGCAGCCAACGGGAAUGUAGAGGUGCAGCCUGAAGAACAGGCACCCGGUACUGCCGGCGGGGCCAUUGACUGGGCAGAUGAAGAGGAUGGUCUUCCUUCCAUUGAUGGGCUACACGCCAAGUUCGGCACUUCCGGUUCCGCCACACCUGUCGGUGGACCAGCUGAUGAGGAUCAACCUCAGCCCCAGCCCCAGCCUCAGCCUCAGCCUCAGCCCCAGCUUCAGGUGAAUGGACAUGUCGAAGAGACUGUCGCACCCAUGCCAGCACAGGAAGAUGAUGGUUUCACACAGGCCCGGAGCAUUCGAGGCGGUAGAGGCAGGGGAAAUGGCUUCCGCGGUGGUGAUCGUGGUGGAUACAGAGGUAACGGUUUCCGUGGUGGGGAUCGCGGCUUCCGGGGUGGUGAUCGUGGACGGGGCGGCUACAGAGGCGGUGAACGAGGGGGCGGGGGUCAUCGAGGCAGAGGCGAUGGCGAGAAUCGUGGUCGUAGCGGAAGGGGCCGAGGCCGAGGAGGCUCUCAAGCGGCGGCAACAUCCACAUGA